Molecule: messenger RNA, 1134 nt
Organism: Aspergillus terreus NIH2624
Lineage: Eukaryota; Fungi; Ascomycota; Eurotiomycetes; Eurotiales; Aspergillaceae
Product: alpha/beta fold hydrolase
Exons: 1
Coding region: 1-1134 (377 amino acids)
Source: RefSeq, a predicted model, not a curated record
AUGCAUGCCAUCUCAAAGGGCCUGUUCUCUUUUCUCUUCUUUUCCCCCUUGGCCUUUAUUGCGCCCUCAACUGCCCGCCCGGUCGAAGUCCGCUCGCAGGAUAGUUUCGAGCAUGCGUCUGGCCACGUCUGUACCAACCUCGUGAUUCCGUUCGGUGUAACCGAGAACUCCGACGGCCACUUUGAAGAUGAAAACUAUAGCAUCGAGGUCCUGCACAACUUCAUGGACUUUCGCGACUUCCGAACGGCGACCUACAACGUCUCGGCCGUCUACUGCGCGCCGCCGGAACACGCCGCCGUGAAGCAGGACACAAUCCAGAUGCUUGUCCACGGCGCCACCUUCAGCAAGAUCAUGUGGGACUGGCCGUGGCAGCCGGAGAAGUACUCCUGGGUACGCCGCAUGCAUGCCGAGGGGUAUCCCACUCUGGCAUUUGACCUGGUCGGGUCCGGCAACUCGUCGCAUCCCCACCCGGUGUACGAAGUGCAGACGCAGUUGAUCGUUGAGCAGGUCCACCACAUGAUCAAGCUGCUGAAGGCAGGCCAAAUCGGUGGCGUGGCCUAUGACAAGGUCGCAUAUAUCGGAUUUAGCAUUUCAUCCAUUGCCGGGGUGUCGCUGGCGUACCAGGCUCCCGACGCCAUCGACGCCCUGGUCCUCCACGGCUUCACCUGGGACAUCCAGGAUCUGUACCCGGCGUUCCUGAGCGGACUGCAGGUGGCCGCCAACGGCCUCGAGAAGCCCGAGUGGAAGCAAUACCCGGCCGAGUACACGACGCAGAUGAACCCGGCUGGUCGAGAAGCGGCCGUCUUCUAUGGGAACUACGACCCGGAGAUCGUCCCCAUCGACUUCAAUCUAAGGGAUCUCGACACGCUCGGCCUGUCCAUCUCGCUGGCUUAUCAUCUCGUGACUCCCUACGAGUACAAGGGCCCUGUCAUGAUCGCCAAUGGGGACCAGGACGCAACCUUCUGCGGGCGGUCCUGUGGCUCCGCACCGUAUGAGCUCUACGACAGGUUUCCCAACGCGACGGAUUACGACAUCAAGGUCUAUCCGCAGGCCGGGCACGGCAUUCAUUUGCAUAACUAUGCCCCGCAACUGAUGGAUGAUACGCUGGCGUUUUUGAAGCGGAACGGAUUCUAG